This is a messenger RNA of Arabidopsis arenosa, 514 nucleotides long. Lineage: Eukaryota; Viridiplantae; Streptophyta; Magnoliopsida; Brassicales; Brassicaceae. The record is from the annotation of a GenBank genome assembly.
UCUUCAUCAUCCAUCACUACACACAUCUCCUCUUGCAAACCAACAAAAAAAACCUAACUAAGAGAUCAAUAUGACUGGAGUGAUGAAGUUGGCAUGCUUGGUCUUGGCCUGCAUGAUUGUGGCCGGUCCAAUGACAGCGAACGCGGCUCUGAGUUGUGGCACCGUUAACGGCAACUUGGCAGGGUGCAUUGGCUACUUGACCCAAGGUGCAGCCCUUACCCAAGGGUGUUGUAAUGGCGUUACUAACCUAAAAAACAUAGCUCGUACAACCCCAGACCGUCAGCAAGCUUGCCGUUGCCUUCAAUCUGCCGCUAGAGCUGUUGGCCGUGGUCUCAACACUGGCCGUGCAGCUGGACUUCCUAGCGCAUGCAAAGUCAAUAUUCCUUACAAAAUCAGCACCAGCACUAACUGCAACACCGUGAGGUGAUGAGCGACAGUCAAAUGAAGCUACUAGCGGAUGUUUCGAAUACUAUAUAAUCGAUGAGAUAAUACUAAAUAAAAUGUUCGAAUGGCU